AUGGCGGUGCAGGGAACCAUCUUCCCCGCUCCCAGUUUCAACCCCAUGAUGGACGCCCAAAUGCUGGGGGGCGCGCUCCAGGGAUUUGGCUGUGACAAGGACCUGCUGAUCGACAUCCUGACCCAGCGCUGCAACGCCCAGAGGCUGGUGAUCGCUGAGGCCUACCUGAGCACCUUUGGCCGGGACCUGGUUAGUGACCUGAAGGAGAAGCUUUCCGAUCACUUCAAGGAAGUCAUGGUGGGCCUCAUGUACCCACCGCCCUCCUACGAUGCCCACGAGCUCUGGCACGCCAUGAAGGGAGCAGGCACUGAUGAAAAUUGCCUCAUUGAUAUACUAGCUUCAAGAACAAACGGAGAAAUUUUCCAGAUGCGAGAAGCCUACUAUUUGCAAUACAGCCGCGACCUGCAGGAGGACAUUUACUCAGAGACCUCGGGACACUUCAGAGAUACGCUGGUGAACUUGGUCCAGGGAACCAGGGAAGAAGGGUACACGGACCCUGCCACGGCUGCCCAGGACGCCAUGGUGCUGUGGGAGACCUGCCAGCAGAGGACAGGGGAGCACAAAACGCUUUUGCAAAUGAUCCUGUGUAACAAGAGCUACCAGCAGCUGUGUCUGGUUUUCCAGGAAUUUCAAACUAUUUCUGGGCAAGACAUAGUAGAUGCCAUCAAUGAAUGUUAUGAUGGAUCCUUUCAAGAGCUGCUAGUUGCAAUCGUUCUCUGUGUUCGAGACAAACCAGCCUAUUUUGCUUACAGAUUAUACAGUGCAAUCCAUGACUUUGGUUUCCAUAAUAAAACCGUGAUCAGGAUUCUAAUUGCCAGAAGUGAAAUAGACCUGAUGACCAUAAGGAAACGAUACAAAGAGAGAUACGGGAAGUCCCUCUUCCAUGAUAUCAGACAUUUCGCUUCAGGGCAUUACGAGAAGGCUCUGCUUGCCAUCUGUGCUGGUGAUGCUGACGAUUACUAA
This is a messenger RNA of Kogia breviceps (pygmy sperm whale), 963 nucleotides long. RefSeq names its product annexin A10 (gene ANXA10). NCBI's taxonomy places the organism in Eukaryota, Metazoa, Chordata, Mammalia, Artiodactyla, Physeteridae. The coding region runs from base 1 to 963 and encodes 320 amino acids. Gene Ontology annotation, molecular function: calcium-dependent phospholipid binding; calcium ion binding. The record is from RefSeq and is a predicted model, not a curated record. Gene Ontology annotation, cellular component: cytoplasm. The transcript has 12 exons.